AUGUCUCUUACAGCUUUAAGAGCAUCAGUUUCAUUCUUAACAUUAAACUCCCUACUCUAAAUAUAUGAGAAUCAACCUGUAGAAUUUUGGGAUUCAAAUUAAAUGAUGUCUCAUCCAAAAUUAACUCCCAUAUUCUAAUCAAAUCAAGUAAUUAUUAUUUCAAUUAACCUUAGUAUUUGAAUUUGUUAGCUGGCUUUGUCACUCUUACAUUAAUUGAUACAUCUAAUAAACUUUAAUUUGCAAAUUCAAUUGCAGUUGCCACAUCCGUUAUCAUCUAAAAUUUGAAGUAUUUAUUAUCAUCUAUAAUAUAAUAGUUUGUUUUUACCAAAGACUUUCAAUAUGAUAUCUAUUUACUUUUAAUUGAUCAUUCUCAUUUCCCAACUCUUUAUGUUGUUUUCCUCAUAUUAUGAAAAAUUGUAAUUCGAUAAAAUACCUUAACCUCGUUCUUCAUUUCAAUUUUAAGAAAGUGUUAAAGAAUAAAAAACAAUCAAAAAGUAAACAUAGAAGAAGUAAAUCUCUCAUAAAAAAAAAGAAAAAGUAUAACAAAAAUUAUUACAAUCAAAAUAAGAACCAUAAAUUGAAAAAAUUGAAUAAGCAGAUAAUACAGAAGUAGAAUCAAUAGAAAAUGAUUUUACAGAAUUUAUGAAGCAACCAUCAAAUGAUUAAACUAUAACAGAAAUAGAAACAGAAAAUUUAUAUGAAGUUAAUCAUGCUGACUUAUCCUAAAUUUCAUAAGUUAAAGAAGAUUCAAGUAUUCAUUAUAUAUAUAACCUUUUUAGAAUUGACAUUUUAACUUAAAUUCAAUGGCGAAUUCACUAAUUUAAAUUGUACUUUUGAAACAUUUGAUUCAACUAUGAACAUUUUAAAUUCAUCAUACACCUUAGAACAAAUUAAACAAAUUAAAAUACAUUUGUUAUUAAACCUUUAUGAUGAAAAUGAAGAUUGUUCUUGUAGACUUUGGUGUCUAAAGAAACUUUUAUCAUAUAAUUGA
Molecule: messenger RNA, 991 nt
Organism: Paramecium primaurelia
Lineage: Eukaryota; Ciliophora; Oligohymenophorea; Peniculida; Parameciidae
Source: the annotation of a GenBank genome assembly